CACAGCGGCUGUAGAAGAAGAAAAAAGUGGGCAAGGGAGAACCGGUAAAUAAGCAUGAGUCAAUCCUGAAGCCGGUCAGGUAGGUGUCUGUGGUAGUUUCAGUCCACUAACGACGCUGUCAUGUCGGAUGACGGUGAGAGCAGCUGGCGCCAAGCUGAAGAACAUGACGGCACAGAAAGCGAAGAAGUCCAUGAGUCUGUGUGGGGGGCACGUGACCCUGCGCUGACAGUCCCCCAGGGGCUCUGGACCGCACAUCACGAGCCGACGAGGAAAAGGCUGGUGCUACAUGUUGACCUAAACAACACCAUACUGGUGUCGGACGCCGUGACGUGUCAGGGGACUGUGGCUGCUCUGGACUACUUUCUGACCACUGUCACUUGGGGGAAGAAGAACAAACACGGAACCUGGGAGUGGUUGAGUGACUCACCUUCUCUGCUCCCACCCUGCAGCGACGCUGUAAGCUACUACUCCCAGUUUGGACGGAUUCCUGCUUUCACCUCUGGUGCUGGCCGUCGCUUCCGUAAGGUUCUGGAUGAGCACCUGGACCUGCUCUGCUGGCCUGAUGGGGUAAAGGCAGACAGAGACCUGUCUGUAAAAGGAGAAGACGGACGCCUGUACCACUGGAUACUCCCCUCCUUCUUCCAGCUGCUCAGAGAUCUGUCACAGGAAGGUCGCGAGUUUGCCAUCCUCUUCCGUACAUUUGGAACCGACCUGCCUCGUGUGCUAAAAGCCGUAUCCCGAGCACUCGACGGGGCACACCCGCUGUUCCCUGAUCUGCCUCAGCUAAAGCUGAGCGUGGCUGUGACUCCAGGCAAGAUCCGCUGCAGCAAGAAGGGAAUCGUCCUGAAUCGAGCCGAGGAGCGGGUGUCCUCUCGCGAUGGAGAGAGAGGCCUGUACGAGUACUUCAGCUCCGUGCAGGGUCUGGGAGGAUUUCAGGACCACUUUGACUGGUGGGCUGCUAAUUCCUUCUCCAUCCGUGGGGGGAAACCAAUGUGGGUCGACCCCUUUGACAAGCACGUACAGCACAUCUUUAUAGAUGACAACAUACGACAGAAUGAUGAGGAUACUAUAGUUAACCCGAAGGUGUUUUUGGACCCGGGUGGCUCAGACACUCGUAUAGCCUGCACCUCUGAGCUGUACGAUAUCACCUUGAUCCAAACCGACCUCCUCCGGGCCAUUUCUGACCCCAGCUACUUCACUCAGCGUGUCCACGUCUGUCUGGAAAACUAUGAGAAGAAUGUCCAGCAGGGGGCAACCUAGAACACACUUCAAACUUUGCAUACUUCCUGUAUAAUACAUCAGUUUGUCUGUGAGACAACCUGCAGUGCAGACAGGACUAACAGGCAGGCGGCACUAUUACACACCAAAGCAGAAGACUUGCUUAAAGUCUAAAGUUCAUCCAAACAGAAAUAUUAAGCGGUUACAUGGAGAAACAGGUUACAUGGACAAGUGGACAUAGAAAAAAGCGGCAGCAAUGUAAGCAGGACUGCAAUUCAUUAAAUGCUUCAAAUACCACAUAUCCUUGAUAAAAAAGGAUAACUGUGUAAACAAGGAGCACUUCAGUGAGAUUGCACUGUCUGCUGUCCUAAAGUGACCUGGCACCCAAAAAGAGUUUUUGACCCAGUUGAGCGCUGAAUUGGCCGGACUGGACUCUUUAAUUACACCGACAGCUCUGUGACUAAUCACUCCACGGUAUAAUUGACCAAACUCUCAGAAUUUGGAGGCAGACAGAAUAACUGGUGUCAGAUAUGGAGAAAAGCUCUUCAUCUCUUGUGUUAGUUGUGGGUUUUGCUUCAGCUCCUUUGUCUUUCUCAGGGCAUUGUUUACGUCCACUCAGAACCCAGUGGUAACACUUGAAUAUUUUCAGGUGACUGAAGCAUCUGAUUACUGAGUAUGUGUUACUUCUGAAUGCACUGCAGUCAUAAAGUAACUCUUUGUGACAGCUGGCUCAAACUUUGAGCUGCAAUCUGGUUUAAUAUUGCUGUCUUGCUAUCAAAAGUCACCAUAAUAGAUGUAGAAGAGUACAUAUGGUGCUCCUGAUCGGAUCAGGUGUCUAUGAAGUGCUCAUUAAAGCAGUUAGAUGGUACAGAGUAACUUCUGAGCUGUGGAGACGUUUGCAUUUAAUUUGUUUGCACUGAGUUAUUUUUAUUUUAUUUAAAGGCAUGCUUGAGAGAAUUGUUUAAUAAGUUGAAUUUGGGAGAAAGUUAUGGUAAUUUUUGCUUUGAGGGUUUUUAGAAUAUGUUUAUUGCUAAACUUCCAGGGAGGUUUUAAUGACUUUGUUUUUCUCAGGUCAGUUUUUAAGAGACAGCCAAAUGAGCAGUAAUAUAAAGGACCCAGAUGUAGAUAGUGGUGGGGUUUUUUCUUCUUCUUUUUUAUAGCAUAUUUUCACCAAUGUUUUCCUUGCUGAUGAAUACACUUAUAAGAAAAGUUUGCAGAGAAAGCUUUGGUCGCUGUGAUAACGUCACAGAAGACCCGACUGAUGAACUCUUUGGGACUGAUGCUGAUUUUUUUUUUUAAAAAAAAAGAAAAAGAAAAAAAGAAAAUGCAUCGUUUUCUGCUUUGUAAUGUUAAAAACCAGGUUUUGGUUGCCACAUAUUGGAUAGAGCACUUAAUAUGCUGCUAUCAGCCGAUAAUAUCAGCCGAUAAUAUCAGCCUACUUGUAUCAGUCAGGGUCUAAAUCACAGCCUGUAUACUCACUGGAAAAUCACUCAGACAGUAACUACUACUAAAAAAAACUCUCCAGUUAUCAAGUUUUAACAUUAUUUAAGAGAUUUUUAUUUAAAAUGAUGUAAAUUAAAGGUAUUUUAUUUAUUGAAGAUGGGAUUCCAUCCAAAUGUAGUUUGCAAUAUUUGGAGAAAAUCAACUAAAUAAAUGCAUUAUUUAGUGUUAAACCAGUUUAGAAGAACAGGAAUUGUCCUUCCUUUUUUUACUUUGAGGAAGCUGAAAUGAUCUCAUAGCUCAGCACACAUCAGAUCAUUUCAGCUCCCAUGUUGGUUUCAGUGGACACUGAAUUCAUGUUUCCACUGAACACUGGGGCAUUUUUUAAUUUUAUUUCAAAGAGCCAGUUAACACAUGCUUAAAGACCAUGCUUUAACCUCAGUAAGUUAUUUAUUCAUACAAAGCAAACUGAUCUGUACUUUAAUCACAACACUGAACCUUUCAAUAACUUGUGUAAGUUUGAACCAUUAGGUUGCUAGACAUGUGAAAACUUCUGACAAAUGCAGUCAAAUAUUGCAUUGAUUCAUAGGUUUGUAUUUUUUGAUGGAGGCACCAAAACUUCUACAUUAAAUCUAGUAAAAACGAAGCCAACACAGCUGUGAACAACUGAGUACUGAGGUGAAAUCCCCGUUAUAUAACUAUUGUUAAAAGAAAUGCUCCCAUUGAUGUUCAAUAAAAUGCUAAUGCUUUUAAUUUUCA
Molecule: messenger RNA, 3417 nt
Organism: Oreochromis niloticus (Nile tilapia)
Lineage: Eukaryota; Metazoa; Chordata; Actinopteri; Cichliformes; Cichlidae
Exons: 6
Coding region: 121-1260 (379 amino acids)
Source: RefSeq, a predicted model, not a curated record